Messenger RNA from Parnassius apollo (apollo), 528 nucleotides. Lineage: Eukaryota; Metazoa; Arthropoda; Insecta; Lepidoptera; Papilionidae. The record is from the annotation of a GenBank genome assembly.
AUGUUUAAUGGCCUGGAUACUACUGCUUCCUCGGACUACUCUUUUUGGAAAGCCACCAGAAGACUAAAACGGCCUGUCAACGUCUCUCCUCCUAUAAGAAAACCAGAUGGUACCUGGGCGCGGACAGAUCAGGAGAAAGCCAGAACUUUCUCAGAACACCUCUCCAACGUCUUUACCCCUCACCCAUAUGACGGCUCACCAGAAGAUGCAGCAGAAAUCACUAACCAUUCAAAUAACCCAAAAGAUACGCAGGAAAUGCCUCUUAAAUUUACAAAAACAGAAGUUGCUCGAAUUAUUAGAAAAUCAGACCCAAAAAAGGCUCCAGGAUACGACCUCAUUACAAACCGGAUAUUACAAGAACUACCUGAAUCUGGCAUAACUUUCCUUACUUCACUAUUUAAUGCCAUGACCAGACUGCAGUUUUUUCCCCUGGAGUGGAAGGUCGCACAAAUUGUAAUGCUGCUAAAGCCAGAGAGACAACCUGAAGAAACAAAAUCGUACAGGCACAUAAGUCUGCUACCGGGAUAG